GACAGCAAUGUUGUCACUGAUGAGGCAUAACCAUAAAUGCUACUCACCCAUUAUAACUAUUAUUGUGGUGCCAAUCCUGCUGGGAGAAACACAAGCAGGGGAAUUAGCAAAAAAAGGCUGGGAGUGUCUUGUGCCCAUGUCUUGGUAAAGUGCUGUGUGAGCUGUCUGAGGUGUGAUGGCAUCUGGGACACAACAAGACCUCUCAUGGGUACUUCCACACUCCAUGCCACCUAGGGGAACACCAGCUGGAGGUAACCCUUGCACCAUGCUGACUCUGCACCAGCCUGCUGGGCACACAGGUUCAUAAUGGUUCAUAAAUAUGUCACACAGGGAACUCCUAAGGAUGUGUGAAAGAGCAGACCAAAGUGUGAUCAGACUUCCCAUCACUCCCAUCUUCAAAUUGGGGCCAGAAGAAAUGCCAAAUCAACCAGAGCCAUCAGAGCUGAGAAAGCCCCACUCGCACUACAGCUGCCUCCUUGCUUGCCUGCCGCCUGCCUUUGGUUGACCUAGUUGAGUCAUGGGGAGACAGUGAGUGAGAGACAUCCUGCGCUGUGGUUGUCACUGGCGCUGCCCUAAGGAGAACAUGUGCCUGUCCCAGAGGGAUGCUCCUGCCCUGAACAGAUGGGCAAGCCAGGGCAAAGGGCUAGGGCAGGGCUGGCUCCAAGCCAUGCCCAUGACAUGGCAGCCAGGCCCCCCUCCUGAAGCUGCAGUCUGGUUUCUCUUCCUCCGGCCAGUGCAAGGAGCACUGAUGAUGGUUCCAUUGGGCAAAGUUUGGAGGAGAUGGCACAGCUGCAGGCACAGGCUGGGGAGGUGGAGAAGCAGCCUGGUCAUGGGCAAACCCUGAAGGGACUUUGCUGAGUGCUAUACCCAGGUCAGACAAGUUGAAGCAAGUUAAGGCAUGUGCAAAUGCUUUUCCUCCUCAAAUCUCAAAGGAAAUGCGUCCACGUGCCUCAGCACCACAGGCUGCUAAGAAUAAAGGACCUCUAUGGGAUUCUGACUCUGUGUGCUUAUUGGCUUGGCACAGUGGGCAUGAACCAGCUCCUAGCUCCUGCCCACAGGUCAGCCUGCCCACAGCUCAGGGGUUCUGCAUCACCUUGGUGUAUUUGGCUUUUUUUGCACUGACCCAACUGCAUCCCAGCUCUUGUGGCUGUGACAGCUGUUAAUAAAAGAGCAGUUAAUACAAUACACGCAGCUCCUUCCCUGCUCCGGGCAGCAGGGCCAAAGGGAAGGAAAUGCUGUGAAACAAGACAACGUGGGCUCUUCUCCUCUUCCAGCCUUAGUGGGAGAGUUUGUGUUGGCAGGGGAAAGAACUCAGGGGAGUGAACUCUUCCCUUUUGCAGAGUGAGUAAUAUGUUGCAAAAGCUACUAAAAUUAGAGCACUAAAAGAAUGUCUAAAAAUAUCACAUGGACUUAAAAAAAGCACAGAAUCCCUGAGCACUACACAAGAAGGGGAUAAUUUACCAAGAAAAAGUUGUCAUGAAAUGCCAGAGUCAUAACUCACCGUUCCUGUGGUCUCAUGGUAAAAAUACUCAACGUUCUUUCCGCUCAGUAUCGGCGCAGGAGCCUAUCCUGAAGGCUGCAGCUAUUGAAAAAAAAUGGAUGUAUUGUUCAGUGUGUGUGUUCCAGAAGCAGCAGACAGAGAAGAACAGAGUACUGCUGGGAUCAGACUCUGACAUAUCCCCAGGGCCCCUGCGUCCGCCCCGAGGAGCGCAGCACUCUCUUGUCUGUCCAGAAAACACGAGGCUUGAUUACCCAAAGGCACACAGACUUGCUAUGGAAUGCCAAGAAGAGCCUUUGGGGAUCGUGUAGGGCUUAUCGUGGGAUGUCUGUGGGAAGAACAAGGAGAAAGGGAGGGACCAGUGCAGUCUGGGGAGGAACAAGCAUGGAAAAACAGGGAAAAAGGACAAAAAGGGCACUGGGGUGCUGCUCUGGCUGUGCCAUGUCUUCUGACUGAGCUCUCUUUAUAGCUGUCUCCCAGGUGAGGAGCUCUGUUCAAAGCAUAGAGCAUGUAAGGAAGUGGAAGCAGCAGUACAUGGAGGGAGCAUCGAACCCUAGCAGCUGCAGGAACUGGGGUGCAGGAUGCAUGAUGGUGUGUGCAAGUGCUAGCACACAGCAAGCCAGGCCGGCUGGUGACUGUGGCCCUCCUGUGCUCCUCGUCCCUGCCCUGCUGGCAGAGAUGGAAGAACAGUCAGAUACGGAACUGAGAAAGCACAAUGAUCAGAAGGACUGUGAAAAGGAGCCUGCUGGCAUCAUGACUGAUGAUGAGUGGAAGGGCUGGCAAAAAGGACAGGCUAAGAGGAACACGCUGUAUCUCGUGUCUGCAGCCACUCAGUGGAUAUUACUGCUUGCCUGCUUGAUUUACCUUGGUACAGAUUCUCUGCAACUCUGGACGCCUCACAGUGACAAAGUCAAGUGGACCUUCAUCCGGUACACAGGCCAAAGCAUUGCAGGAGUGGCCAUGAAUCUCAGUGCUGAAUUUACCUCCAUUCCUGUCAUAAACGGCUCCAUCGUGAUCCCCUGUGAUGGCCUCUACGUGGUGUCCCUGAAGGGUGUUCUUUCUCCUGACCUGGAGAAGGGCUCACUGAAGCUGAUGAUGCAGAAUACAGAAAACAAGAAUGCCCCACCCCUCUGGGAGCGAGAUGUCCAGAACAGCAGCAACGCAGUAGAUCUCAUCACGAUACUCUACUUGUUUGCUGAAAAUAACAUCAUGCUGUCAACCAGCUCGAACGCCACAAUCCAGCAUUUGACAUUUAGCCUUGUUCUACUAAAUCCCAUUUUUUGCAACUCAUAGAUGAUGGCAUGAAACAACACAUAAAGUACAGCUUUUCCUACUGAUCUAUUUGAACGUAGGAGGCUUGUUCCCCAGGCUGUACUUGUACAGGCAGACUCCCUCCUUGGGGCUCUGGAAAGCCUCAGCUGGGGUGCAGAUAAAUCACAAUGCAAACAGGCUUCAUAUAGCGCACGCAUCUCUUUGGAGCUCUACGCAGCUAGGAUGGAUCCUUCUAACACUCAACAAAGGGGUGUGUGAAGCCAUUGAGGACAACAGAGAUGAAAGCCAAAGAAAUGUAUCCGAGCUUCACUCAUAUUCAGAGAAACCCUGGUUGUCUCUAGUCACUUGGCAGUACCUGUAUAUAAUACAAACGCGCUGUAUAUUUGCUAAAAUAAAGUGCUGAAUCAGGAAGAUACGCCAGGAAGAUACUGCCUUUGCAGAGAACUGGGUAAAUGCUCUCUGGCAGGUAAAGGCCAUAAAGGGAAGGUGGGCUUCCAAAAGAAGCUAACAGGACUCAACUGGACUGCAGGAAGGUCCUGCAGCUACCUUGGGAUCUGUAGGAGCAGCUAUGAGAGAGAAGGCUCGCAGGCCAUCCCAGCUGUCUGCAGAGUAUUGAUCCUGAGCCAUGUGUCAGGUAGGAUGUUUACAUCUUGAUGCCAGGUCUCAGAGGUGUUAGUCUGAAGGAGAAUCUCCCUCAAAAACACACACAGAGAAUGGCUCAACCCAAAAGUGAUCCAGGUACCUGAAGUUUGGGAAGAAGCAUGAAGGCCCUUGGUAACUUCUCUCUGACGGACCAAGUGGAACCUGAAGGUCUGCACAUCUCCUCAGGGAGGACCGGAUAGGUCCAAAGAGUCUUGCUAUGAAGGUAUGCACCACAAAGAUGUUCACAACCCAACUUCCAUGACACAUCUGUGCACCCAUACGUACCCUGCCUGGCUUCUGCCAGAAUCCAGAGACAGGCUGUUCCUGGCCACUGGACCAGGAGCCCAUGUUGCAGACAGCAGCUACUGAGGACAACACUGUCUGUGCCCUGAGCACAGCAGGCAGCUGUGGCAUUUCUGAUUGAACUAGGGCAGAUUUUAAGGACAAGUUGACCAUCUGGCUUCCAGUGAACCCCAGCAACAUUUCAGCAUCUCCUCGCUGACUGUACGCUCCAAAGUCUAUUAUUAAAGGUAUUUAUAUAUUUAUACUAUAGGCAUGAGAAUGUUAUUUCUUAGAAACAUCCAAAGGGAAGGGUUGCAACUUCAGGUUGUCAGAACCAAAUUCCACUUGCAGAUUUUCCCCAUGCCACAGAGCUUUCCUGCUCUGAUCAACUCCUCAGCAACCACCUCUGCAGACACAGGUGUCAAAGGCAGCUUCAGAAAUCCUCCAGACUUUGGUGAGCAUUUCCAUGCACAUUAUACUAUUUCUGGCACCUUUUACA
This is a messenger RNA of Lagopus muta (rock ptarmigan), 4193 nucleotides long. RefSeq names its product TNF superfamily member 4 (gene TNFSF4). The coding region runs from base 2033 to 2791 and encodes 252 amino acids. The record is from RefSeq and is a predicted model, not a curated record. Gene Ontology annotation, molecular function: cytokine activity. NCBI's taxonomy places the organism in Eukaryota, Metazoa, Chordata, Aves, Galliformes, Phasianidae. The transcript is spliced from 4 exons.